Molecule: messenger RNA, 1967 nt
Organism: Psammomys obesus (fat sand rat)
Lineage: Eukaryota; Metazoa; Chordata; Mammalia; Rodentia; Muridae
Gene: Larp6
Product: La ribonucleoprotein 6, translational regulator
Exons: 3
Coding region: 52-1527 (491 amino acids)
Biological process (GO): RNA processing
Cellular component (GO): nucleus
Molecular function (GO): mRNA binding
Source: RefSeq, a predicted model, not a curated record
CUCGCGGGCUGCUGGCUGGCCCGGCCUCACGGCGCGGGGACCCUGCCAGCCAUGGCCCAGCCUGGCGACCAGGCUCUGCCCGGGCCCGAGACCAGAGUGCAGAUCCGUGUCGCCAUCCAGGAGGCCGAGGACGUGGAGGAUCUGGAGGAGGACGACGAGGGGACCUCGGCGCGGCCAGCGGGGGACCCGGCCCGGUACCUCAGUCCCGGCUGGGGCAGCGCCAGUGAGGAGGAGCCGAGCCGCGGGCACAGUGCUACGGCAAGUGGAGGUGAGAACGAGCAUGAAGAACUGGAGCCGGAGUGGAAGCCGCCAGACGAGGAGCUCAUCAGGAAGCUGGUGGACCAGAUUGAGUUCUACUUUUCUGAUGAGAACCUGGAGAAGGACGCCUUCCUGCUCAAGCACGUGCGGAGGAACAAGCUGGGCUACGUGAGCGUCAAGCUGCUCACCUCCUUCAAGAAGGUCAAACACCUCACGCGGGACUGGAGGACCACCGCGCACGCCUUGAAGUACUCCGUCACCCUGGAGCUGAAUGAGGACCACCGGAAGGUCAGGAGGACCACCCCUGUGCCACUGUUCCCCAACGAGAGCCUCCCCAGCAAGAUGCUGCUGGUGCACGACCUGCACCUGUCCCCCGAGCUCUGGGCGCCGGCCACGCCCCAGAAGAACGGACGGGUGCAGGAGAAGGUGAUGGAGCACCUGCUCAAGCUCUUCGGGGCUUUCGGAGUCAUCUCCUCCGUGCGGAUGCUCAAACCCGGGCGGGAGCUGCCCCCCGACAUCCGGAGGAUCAGCAGCCGCUACAGCCAGCUGGGGACGCAAGAGUGCGCCAUCGUGGAGUUCGAGGAGGUGGACGCGGCCAUCAGGGCCCACGAGUUCAUGGUCGCCGAGUCUCAGGGCCGGGCGAACAUGAAGGCCGUGCUGAUCGGCAUGAAGCCGCCCAAGAAGAAGCCCCCCAGGGAUAAGAACCACGACGACGAGCCCGCCCCCAGCCCGCACCUCGGCAGGUCCCUGAACAGGAGAGUGGAGGAGCUGCAGUACGCGGCGGACGAGUCGUCCGCCAACAGCUCCUCCGACCCCGAGAGCAAUCCCGCCUCUCCAAUGGCGGGCCGGCGCCACGCGGCCGCCGGCAGGCUCAGCCCCGCGGGCCACCAGGGCCUGUUCCUGAGCCCGAACGCCUCCCCCUGCUCCAGCCCCUGGAGCAGCCCGUCGGCGCAGCGCAAGGGCGUGCCCAGGAAGUCCCCGCUGGCGGAAGAAGGCAGGCUGAGCUGGAGCAGCAGCCCCGAGGCCUUCCGGCGCUGCGUGGAUUACUCCUCCGACAGCAGCGCCACGCCCUCGGGCAGCCCCUGGGUUCGCAGACGCCGCCAGGCCGAGAUGGGGACUCAGGAGAAAAGCCCGGGGGCGAGCCCGCUGCUGUCUCGGAAGAUGCAGACGGCAGACGGGUUGCCCGUGGGGGUGCUGCGGCUGCCCAGAGGCCCUGACAACACCAGGGGCUUCCACGGCGGACACGAGAGAGGCCGAGCCUGCUCAUAACGCGCUCUAACACCAGCUGCACUGAAAACCGUCUGUGCUCCGAGGUCCUCGCCAACAGCCUGACAGAGAACGGAGUCCAGUCCCCUUAGAAAGCUUUUGUAUCCACGUAGACCUCUUAAUUUAUACAUUUGUAAGGUAGACAAAAUGUGCAGCGUGGCCUCGGCUGGGGGGUCGUCUUCUGUCUGCGAGCAGUUUUGACAGUGUCUGGCAGGAGCGAGUGUGACGGCUCUGAAGGGCUGUGGGACACAGGCUCUCUGAGAAGACCUAGAGGGGACAGGACUGGCUCUUUCCUGCAAUGCUUGGGCUGUCCUUGGCAGGCCGUGCAAGGGCCCCUCGUAAGGCUUCAAAGGAGUGUUGCUCAAUGGUGAAUCCUCCAGUCAACAACAUGAUGUCUCACAGGACUGAGUGUCUGUUCCCUGUCAAAUGAAUAAAUGAUAAAA